CUCCGGACCUUCAACAUCACACAUCACGCACUCUCAACUCUGGACCAGCAGAAGGAAUAACCCCUAAAUCUACCUACCCCUAUACCCUGUGAGGAUGUCUCUUUAAACAUCAACCAUUCCCCAGCCUCCAACAUUUCCCACUCAUUCAGAAUCCCAAAGAGCUGCUGAUUUCCUUCAAGUCGUAUUGAAUGCUGGAUCCCGGAGCAACUUGCGCGUUUUAUUGUGGUGCCGCGACCUUCCCCACAGGCUGAGCACGAUGCCCGAGCUCUCCUCCGCGACACACGCGCAUCACUGGAUAUAAAUGACUGAUUCAAGUGUGUGUGACUUCGGUGGACCGAACCAGAGGCUGCAUGGGAAAUGAACGCAGCCGGCAAACAUCAACCCGAUCUGUUAGAGAGACCUGCCAGCCUUCUAGUGCCGACAUGGACAAAAACUGGACUUGCCCUUUUGUAUGAUGAGCACACAAGUAACACCUACGACAUUCGUUUGAAGUUGACGAAAGAGCUGCUUAUCAUACAGAAACAGGACGUGGUUUGCAUUAACGGCGGCAACUCGCACUUAAAUCACAGAACUGUUGUACUUCGACGGCAGGCGACUGGAGGUCUCGGGCUGAGUAUCAAAGGAGGAGCUGAACACAAAGUGCCUGUGGUCAUCUCUAAAAUUUUCAAAGAUCAAGUAGCCGAUCAGACGGGCAUGCUGUUUAUCGGUGACGCCGUGUUGCAGGUCAACGGAAUAAAUGUGGAGAAGUGCACACACGAGGAAGUUGUUCAUCUUUUGCGAACGGCAGGCGAGGAAGUUACCAUCACUGUACGCUACCUCAGGGAAGCGCCGGCCUUUCUGAAACUCCCAUUAGGUUCGCCUGGACCGUCCAGCAAUCACAGCAGCAGGGCAUCGUCGCCGCUUUUCGACAGUGGUUUGCAUUUGAAUGGGAACUCGAACAACACAGCCCCAUCGUCGCCCUGCUCACCUUCAGAUAAUGAACCAAAGUAUGAAAAGCGCUGGCUCGAUGCCAUCACCCUGCCUCUGUUCAUGUCCAGAAUCUCUCGACGCAAAGCUGGAACCGACAAAUUAAGAUCGAACAGUUUUGAAGUCAUUGCCUUAGAUGGAGUUUGCACGCAUGUUCUGCAGUUUUGCACACCAGCGGAAAGCACAGACUGGCUUCAAGAAAUAUCAACCAAUAUCAACGAUUUGACCCAGGAGAGCAUCAAAACAGCAAACAAAUACAGUUCUCCUGAGGAUCAGAUUGUCCAUAUGGGAUGGGUGUGCGAGCACGUGCAGGUGAGCGACGCCGACCCGAUUCGCAGCUGCAGGUUUCUGGUGUUGAGAGGAUCUUCUCUGCUCAUCUUCAGGAGACCUCCGGUCACAGCAUCAGACUGGACACAAGCGGAAGCCAGUUUUCACCUCUGUGAGGUUCUCUUUAAAGUUCAUAAGUUGUGGAUAGCAGAAGACUGCUGGAUUCAGCCAAAGUUUUAUGUGGGCGUGCAGCAGGACGGUGAGCUGCGGGACAGCGAACCCUUCUGCUUCAAUGUGCUGGUGGGUCAUGGUCAGAGUUUCUGCUACAGCGUUGAGCUCGGAUCUGAACUCGUGCUGUGGGAGAAAGCCUUUCAGAGAGCCAUGUUCAUCGAGGUACAACGAGUCCGAUCGAAGAGCUACAUGUGCAGCAGUCUGGGGAUGAUCCUGAGCUUCACAAUCGACUUUGAGUCGGGCUUCUCCUGCUCCGAGAGCGUUUCACAGAAAAUAAUUUGGAAAUACAAGUUCUCCCAGCUCAAGGGUUCCUCUGAUGACGGAAAGACGAGAGUGAAACUCUUAUUCCAGAAUUCUGAAAAUAAACAGAUCGAAAUGAAGGAGCUGGAGUUUGCUAAUCUGACGGCGGUUCUUCACUGCAUACACGCGUUCAUUGCUGCCAAAGUGGCCACGGUUGAUCCCGUCUUUGUCAACAAUCAACGCAUCACACAGAAGUACAUGAGCAACAGCUAAAAACUUCAAUGUUUCAUGAACAUGUACGAUCUCGUCUGUUGAAUCGGUAUCUAUUUUAUGCACAACAUUGAUGGAUAUAUCUAGUUCUCGUUAUUUUUGUAUAAAUCUUCUAAAUUGAGAAGGAUGUUUAAGAAGAAAAACGUUGACAGUAGAUGAUAUUUUGACAUGCAUUGAAUUAUGAUUUCUUACCCACAAAUGUGAUCUCAAAUGUGAUUAUGUAGCAGUGCAAAUGUUCACACAUAUAGCAUUAUGAGUUAAUGCAUGCAUAGCAUUGAACAAUUUACAAGGCAAAACGGGUGAAACUUUGAGAUUUUAGCUGUAAUAUCAACCAAACUUUGGCAAAUAUUUGACUUUCAGUGUUCUUAUGACAUCUUCCCUUUUUAUUCAACGCAUCUAAUAAAGUAAACUAUUUCAGCACAAAGCAAAAUGGCAAGUCUUAUAUAAAAUGUUAAAGUUGCUAUUGAUUUUCUCCAUUAGAAGUGCAACCUACAGUAUGUUACACAAAUCUGACAUGUGCGAUUACAAAGUAGACAAUUAAUAGAACAGUAAUUAUGUCCUUAACAAAUUGAAUUUGUAAAACUCAGUCACUGAUCUGUUAUUCUUUUUA
Molecule: messenger RNA, 2584 nt
Organism: Xyrauchen texanus (razorback sucker)
Lineage: Eukaryota; Metazoa; Chordata; Actinopteri; Cypriniformes; Catostomidae
Product: gamma-2-syntrophin-like
Exons: 17
Coding region: 358-1977 (539 amino acids)
Cellular component (GO): dystrophin-associated glycoprotein complex; intracellular anatomical structure
Molecular function (GO): protein binding; structural molecule activity
Source: RefSeq, a predicted model, not a curated record